Spinacia oleracea (spinach) is the source of this 7060-nucleotide messenger RNA. RefSeq names its product F-box protein At5g07610. The transcript is spliced from 5 exons. Lineage: Eukaryota; Viridiplantae; Streptophyta; Magnoliopsida; Caryophyllales; Amaranthaceae. The coding region runs from base 5299 to 6483 and encodes 394 amino acids. The record is from RefSeq and is a predicted model, not a curated record. Gene Ontology annotation, molecular function: protein binding.
UAUCCAGUGUACAAUUAGGAAUGUUGAUGCGUUUUGAUUCUAUUUUUUUUUGAAGGGAGUUUUGAUUCUAAGAAUCUAAGCUUUGUAAAUUGUAGCCAAAACAGUGUAAUUUCGUUCUUCCCUCCUAAUCCGAAAGCUUCGAAACAGUGACGUAGUACCAAAACAGUGUAAAUCUAUAAAUCAUUCAGUUCUCCAUCAUAAUCUUCAUGGCAUUUCAAAAUUGUAGACGACGGAAUUAUGUCCAGUCUGUCUAUACAUGGAGACGGAGCUAUCAAGCUAUGCAAUUCAAAAUGUCUGUGCUUCCUCAGCUUUCCAUUAACCCUUUGUAUGUAUUGAAUUACUAAACUACCUGCAUUCACAUUUGCGACAGUGUUCUUCUACCUUAUUAAUUCCUAAUCUUGUUCUAUAGCACGAUAAAAUCCUUUCAUUUGUCAUUAUUUGUUAUGAUAUUUGUUGAUUAAAAUUUCUUCGACUGUAGUGUAUUUGUUAUAAGUUGAUGACGACUUCGAUUUUGUUUCAGUGAGGCAAUCUAAUUUGUAAUUUUCCAUGUAAUCCCUAAACCUAAUUUGUUCGUUCCGAAAUCUGGAAUUGAAUUGGGGGUAAAUAGGAUAUUGUUUUUCAAACAAAAAGGGAAAACUGGGUAUGUCGGAUAAUUUAAUUUGUAUUGUAAGUAUGAUGAUCAUACUUGGUUAUAGUUAAUACAAAUUUUGUUGGAUUGAGUCAUACUGACUCCUACAAUGCUGCUACAGAUACGAGCACAAACUGAUUCUACAACAAACUCUAUAAAUUUACAUUUGCUGUUAGUUAGACAUCAGUAGUUUGGGUGUUUUAUAUGGGUAUGCAUUUACUGUGAGGCUAGUGUUUUCCGGUACUUAGCAUGCCUGAAAAACAUGAAGAAGAAUGGAAAUCAAUGGUGCUCUUUUUGGUUUCGCUUGGUCAAAUGAUGUUUUAGGAGAGUUGCAUAGAGCCGUAGGCGUCUCAAGGGAUUUUUUGAAGGGCAAUGAUGUAGUCGGGAGUCCAUCUAGCCCAUCCUACCCAAGACUUUACAUAUCCUGAAGAUGGUUUUCAAGUGAUUGGAUGUUAGUCAUGUUACCUGUUUCAGGAAUGGAUCCAUGAUCAUUUUCCAUGCUUCAACAGUAAUGAGUGUUUAAUUAGUUGCUUCCUCAUAGUUCUUCGUAUGCUGUUGUAAUCACAGUUUGAUUCUAUAGCUUUCUUUCUACAUGCCAGUAUAUUACAGUUGCUGUCUUCAUUUGGAACGAGGAAAAUAACGAUGUCUGUUUUUGCUAAGGAACAUCCAUGAUCCAUCUGCUACUGUCAUAUGUUUUCUAUUUGUUGAGUAUUUCAUGUAUAUGUAGCUUUGCAUCAUUCUUCUUGAAAAGGAAGGACACCUCUAAGGCUUAGAGCUUGUUCUGUUACAGGAUUUUUUCUUUUCUUUUCUUUUCUGCUACAGACAGUGAGAGACUCUAGAUUCAUCAUAUUGCUGUGUCUUUCACAAACAUGCUUUAAACACCUUGUUCACCUCAAACCCUGCCGCUGCAUAUAGGUAUUCAGAUCAUCAAGCUGCUUUUUUUUUCCUGUCUAAUUCCUUUUUGAAGAUUCUUUUGACUUGCCUUGUCGUUAUUGUUAUCUCGUCAUCUAACCAUUACACGUGAUAUUGGCUAGGAAGAAGUCUUCCAAGAUAGGAAGCUAACUAAGUGCUUCUUUCUGAGUUGGAGGUUUGCGUGGGAUGCCUAGAUCAAAUCCUUAGCAUUGUCCCUGGAAAAGGUCAGACUGUUCUAUUUUACAUAUUGAGCAAUUUUUGGAAGGAUAGCAAAGCAACCCACGUUUCUUGACUAAGUACAGUAUUUUUUUAUGAAUAUUUUUAAAGAAAGCAUACUAUUCUUCAGAUAUAUAAAAUGAUUUUGGCAAGUAAAAUUAAAAACUUCUUCAUCCUAUUCCAAAGUUUCUCAUCUUGAUCGAAUAGCAAUAGUUUACUUAAUCCAUAAUGUAGGUUCUCUGGUAUUGGUAAAUCUUUGUAUGAAUGUAGAUAAAACCCACAGAUUCCAAAAUCCCUGAAAUCCUGAAUGAUGGAGGAGCCAAUUACCAACCCUCAGUUUGAACCAACAUCAGCUGAAAAAGUUUCAGAAAAUGAGGACUUAGCAACAGAGAUUUUCAUUCAUAUGUCUGCAACUUCUCUUGCUCCAUGUCUACGUGUAUCAAAGUUGUGGCUCUCUUUUAUUUCAAAUCAAACAUUUGUUUCGAGGCAUACCUUCCUUUACCCCCCCUCCUUGUCUGGCCUGUUCUUGAUCCCUAGGCAAACCGCUCAACAUCCUGAAAUUCAUUUUCUCUCGCUUAACCAGAGGGAAUUUAAGAUUCUUCCAUUUGUUUCCUUUCUCAAUUCCGAAGGUUUCCAGAUCAUACACUCUUGCAAUGGACUAUUGCUAUGUCGAUUGGAGCUGUCACAUUAUGUGUGCAAUCCCUCGACAUGUCGAUUAAGAGUCCUUCCUAGCUGUUCAAUGUGUUCAUACAUGGAAAAUGAGUAUACACUUGAGUUGGCUUUUGAUCCUCUCACUUCACCUGAUUACAAGGUUGUUUGUCUGCAAAAGCUAGAUAGUCAGCAGUCCCUUUACCAAAUUGCAAUCUAUUCAUCCGAAACUCGUCUAUGGAGUCUUACUCAAGAGCCUGUUUUUGCAUCUAAUGGGUUAGAGUUUAAGGAUGGUGUCUUCUGCAAUGGUGCAAUUCAUUGGCUGACAAGCACAUCCACAGGAGCAUAUCUUGACUUGAAAACGGAGUUACUAAGAGAAAUGCCACAGCCUCCCAGGCGAGAGGAGGAGUCACAAUAUAAAUUCAAAUAUUUUGGAAAAUCCAAAGCUAUGGCUAGAAACUUUGGGCGUCAUCCUUAUUUAUUCUCAGAGUUGGAGUGUGACGUGAUGUGCAUUAAUCAUGUUGGGAGCAAUGACGAUAUGGAAAUUGUGUUGUCAGUGCCAGAUCAUCAAGGUGCAUAUCGAGUUCAGUUUAGAAUCUGACAAGAGAAGAUAAAAAGAGAGGCGUGCAGUGUAUCACAUGUGCCGGUAUAUAAGGUGCAUGCGCUAAAAUGCAUGAACCUUUGUACAAUAUGAUUUUGACUCUGUUUCCAGAAUCUCAAAUCUGCGAGUUUUAACUGGGGAGUCUGAUCUUUCUAGCUUCAGAGAUAACAGCUUCCCGAGGAGUACUGGUACAUAUCCUUAUUACCCCUUAUCUGGUGUUGUUCGAAAUAUCCAAAGGUAAAAAAUGUUCAAUGUGUAUCAUCUAUCCCAUUUAGUCCCCUUCUUGUUCAGAUUCUAUUAUAUUGCAGUGGGUUGUUACUAUGUCGCGGUAAGCUCCAGCUAUAACUAUGCAAUCGUUGUCCAUGGCAGCUGAUCGCGCUCUGAUCUUUCAUCAGAGUAUCAUAAGUAGGUUCUUGAUCAUUGAUCAUACAGUUUAAAUGGGAAAUUCUAUGUUAUUAGAUGGAUUUGGUGUAUUUACAUGGAUGCAUUUGGAAGAACAGGUGUUGAGUUCAAAUCUAUUUUUUUGGACUUACAUCAGUUGUUCUUCUUAAACAUUUAUCUAUGUAUUCCUAUUAUAUAACACAACUUCUAUGUACAUUUAGUAAGGUUCUAAACCUUAGGAUAUUUGUUAUACAUCUGUGUUCUAUAAAUAUACUAUUUGCCUGAAAUUAUGGCUGUAAGGGAGAAGAGAAAAUUGUAGGGUGAUUAAGUAUUCUCCUCAUGUAUACUUUUUGAGACGCGCUCUCAUUUUUUUAGGAUCAUCCUUCCAUGUAAUAUAAAUAUGUUAUACAAAGUAUUUAUCUUUCAGCUAAACUUCAGAUCAGAAAUAUUGAGUGAGUUUGUUUUCUACAAAGGUGAAAGAAAUUAAUUACUUAUCUUUAACAUUUAUUAACAACUAGUGUUUGGCCCGGGCGAUGUCGUGUAUUACUACUUUGAAAAUCAUAUAUGAGGUGUGUAUUAUGUAAAAAGUGGGUGUAUAUCAUACGCUUGGAUAUUCCAAAUUAUAUGUAUUUAUGUGCAAUAAAGAUCAUAUCUAAUGGUUUGCUAAGAUGGUAAAACAACUACUAUUUGUUAUCACAAAUAAAUAAGAAUCAUAGGCAAUUUCUCAACUGUAACCAAUAGCUUUAACAAUGUGCACAUAACUAGAACAAUAUUCCAGAUAGGACACUUGUAUCAGUUAGUGUAGGAGCUGAUAUGGUUUUUGGAGAUUAGAGCAUGAUCCACCAUAAGUCUUAAGACUAAAGUUGUGCUGACAUGGCAUAUGACUCACCUAGUCUUAAGAUUAGACAAAGGAAUUUGUAGCAUUGGAGUAGAUAAGUCUCGACAAAGUCUUAAAUUGAGUCUUGAAAAACUAAAGCUCAACUUAAGAUUCCUUGUGUGAGUUGAAUAAUAUAAUAAAAUAAUAUGUGGUGCAUAAAUAUACAGGUCUAAAAUAAGUUUGAAGGGUGAAGUGCUAAAUUUGAUUGAAUCUUAAGGAGUCUUAACAAUAAUAAUAGUGAAAUGAUGACAUGGCAUAUGAAGAAAGUCUUAAAAAAAGACCCCCUUGAUCUUGCUCUUAGACUGAUUCAUAUAGCGUCCAUCAUGCUUUUUUGGCCUAAAUUUAACUACAAGUUUUAUUUUUUUGGCCUACUAUGCUGGAAUUUCAGGUAACUCAUGUUCUGAAACAUUUUGAACCAGAAAAAGAAGAGGUACACUUCUAGAAAAACUAUCAGUAACAUAAGCUACUCUUACUUGAUUACUCUAUAUCUCCUAUUAUCUGAUAUUACAGAUUUACAGAGAACCUGUAAAAUGAGUAAGAAAAAACUAGAAAAUAGUUUGUGUUGUUUUUACAAGAGUGCUUCAUGCAAGAGUUAGUCUUCUCUUUUCCCUUAUCAGAACAUUUCCAUUACUUUCUUUUCUUGUUAAACUUGGUCUUCACGUUCCCUACUCAGUUCAUUCAACCAGAAUAUUUUUUCCUAGAAAUAGGAAGUGUUGAAGUAGCCAGAGGAGACUUUAAAUUAAUUAAUACUUCAAAAGUAUUCUGGUGACUGAAUCAUCAUAAAAUAACAGCAAGUCAUCUACAAUUCUACAUUAUAUAGUAUACUACUACACAUAAAAUAAUACUUAAUACGUAUAUCUGUGUAUGGAAUCUUGUAAACUGAUAAGACCUUCAGCAAGAAUUAGCUCAUUCAACCAGUUGAUAAUUGAAUCAGUCAAAUAAGAAAAAAAAGAGCAUGAUUCAGGUUAUAAAUCAGGAUUCAGUAAUCUAGAAAAGGAAGGGAUGAAACCCUUUUAGACCCUUUCAAGUUCUGAAAUGUCUCAAACAACUAAUACCAAUUCUAAACUACCAAACUCCAUAAAAUCUGCUGAAACUAUUGGUAACAAUGAAGAUGUAGCAAGUGAAGUUUUGGUCUAUGUGCCUGUGAAAUCACUCAUCAACUUCAGAAAGGUGUCACCGCUAUGGCGUUCACUGAUUUUCAGCUUUCAUUUUGUAAAAAGGUAUAACCUUCUUCAUCCUCCAUCACUUUCUGGUCUUUUCUUGAUCCCAAAACAUCGAUUUGGGAAGGAAAACAACCAAAUCGAGUGUAUCUCCCUAGGCGAAAAUGAAUCAAAUUCCCCGGUUUCACCCAUUUUAAACAUGAUUAGCAUCAAAGUAUUACAAUCUUGUAAUGGAUUAUUGCUAAUUUGCAAAGAGGGAAAACUCUAUAUUUUCAACCCUACAACCCAACAAAAGAAACUCAUUCCUAACUUAUUUGGUAACUUUCCUCCUGCAUUCCCUUUAUAUUACAGUCUAGUGUUUGAUCCUUCAAUUUCACCACAUUACAAAAUCAUUUGCCUCAUUAACACAAGGCAUAACAAGUACAAAAUCUCUAUAUAUUCAUCAAAUUCAAACCAAUGGAAACCCUCAAAAGCACCAGACUUUUUCGCUCCUCAUGAUAUAGAUUUCACAACCGGGAUUUACUGCAAUGGAUCGGUCCAUUGGACUAAAAGAACAAUGAGGGGAUUAUACUUUGAUGUAGAGAAUGAAACCCUAAAUCAUAUGCCUGAAAGUCCAAGACAAGAACAGUAUAGUUGUGAGUACUUUGGCCAUUCUAAAGGGUACUUGUAUUGUAUGUUUACUAUGGAAGGUUUACACUACUACGAGCUUUUCGAGAUGGAGAAAGAUUACUCUUCAUGGGUUUUUAAAAGUAAGGUUGAGCUCAAUGUAAUGGCUUCACAAUUUCCAAAUAUGGACAUGGGGAUUGACUAUCAUCACCCUCAGUUUAUGUACCAGUGUCAAGUGUUAUCAGUUUUUCGAGGGCAUAAUGGGGAAGUUAUAGAGGUUAUAAUGUCCAUUCCUGGUGAAGUUAUAGCCUAUGAUUGUAAGAGUAAAAAAUCAAGGCAGAUAUGCAAGUCUAAAGAAAGUGGAAAAGAGAGAGAAAUAUGGUAUGGUGUUUAUCAAGUUUUUGAGUAUUAUGAGAGCAUUUCCCCUGUUUCAUUUCAACACUUGACUAAUUGACUUCACUUGUAUAUAAGUAUAUGUGAAGUGUUCUGAAUUCUGACAAUAUUGGAAGAUUCUUUGUUGUACUGUGUACAGUAUCUUACUGUAGUAAGGUCGUACUCAGUGCACAUGGCUCCUGCUAUUCUUUGUUGUACUGUAUAUCUUACUGUGGAAAAAAUAACAUUUGUAAAAGAAAUGUAUAUAUUGAACAAAUUUUCACAGCAACAAUUUCUUUCUUACUAAAAGUCAAAUCUUCAUUCUUUACUUCUUUUUUUUUUUGAGGGGGCUUCAUUCUUUACUUCAUGCUAAGUUAUACUGCUCCUUUCAAUUGUCAUUGUUAAGAUACAGAGUUAGAAUACAACUUGAUCCGGAACAAGGCUCGUUUGAUUAGGCAAAUAUCGGGUAGAAGGUACAGAUUAUAAUGAAACCAGCUCCUACUCUAACUCUAUGUACUACUAAUUCUAACGUACAUAUAAUUCUAAUGUAAUUAUAUUCCUAGUGCUAUUAGAAUCACAAUAGUAUUCUAACUCUAUAUCUUAACAGUAUCCUGUUAGGCUUUGUCAGGGAUACUUAGAAAACUUAUAUGUAGUAACAG